CAAAAGUAAAGUAAACUGUCUUUGAGAAGAAAGUAGAAUUGUCCUAAAAAUGUUUCUCGUUGCCCUAUUCGCAUGUAUUGCCAUUGCUCAUGGCUCAGUACUUAAUCAUGUUCGUCCUUAUCAGGCUGGUUACUACAUCAGACAUCCUCACCGCCACGAGCAUGCUGAAAUAGCUCGAGACCACUCCGGAGCUGUUGCUGGACGUUACGGUUAUUUGGACGCCAGGGGGAUCGGCAAACAGGUGCAUUACGUAGCCGACCACGCAGGAUUGAGAGCUCGAGUCCACACCAAUGAACCAGCAGUUGUCCACAACGCACCUGUCGCUGCUCGCGUCGUCUCCGGUGGUCUUCUUGCUCCUGCCGUUGUUUCAGUUCCUGCGUAUACUAAUCUUGCUCCAGGACACGAUUUCAGAGUGGAUGGAUAUGGCCUUGGAUACAGUUAUAGAAAUCCUUUGGGAUACUCUAAUGUCAUUGCACACUAAGGAAAUGUUUAAGUUUCCAGGAACUAUCGUCCAAUUUGGAAAAUAUUCUUUUAUUCUCUGAUUUUUUUUCUUCAAUAGAGAAUCUUUUCUUUUCAAAUGUUGUUAUCUUUGUCAAAAUAAAUAUGCCUUGCAUGAUACGAACUUUGC
Argiope bruennichi is the source of this 628-nucleotide messenger RNA. RefSeq names its product adult-specific rigid cuticular protein 15.5-like. NCBI's taxonomy places the organism in Eukaryota, Metazoa, Arthropoda, Arachnida, Araneae, Araneidae. The record is from RefSeq and is a predicted model, not a curated record. The transcript is spliced from 3 exons. The coding region runs from base 50 to 481 and encodes 143 amino acids.